Messenger RNA from Lathyrus oleraceus (garden pea), 1044 nucleotides. RefSeq lists its product as uncharacterized. The transcript has a single exon. Bases 1 to 1044 code for a protein of 347 amino acids. Lineage: Eukaryota; Viridiplantae; Streptophyta; Magnoliopsida; Fabales; Fabaceae. The record is from RefSeq and is a predicted model, not a curated record.
AUGAUCGGGAUAUUUGUGGACACCUUAAAGGACCCAUUCUUUGAUCGAUUAGUGAGCAGUGCCGCAUCUGACUUCGCACAUCUAGUUACAAUUGGAGACCGCAUAGAGAAGGGGUUGAGAGAUGGAAAGAUUCCUGGAGCAGUGACAACACCUAGCGCACCAAAGAAAUAUUCUGGAGGUUUCCCGAAGAAAAGAGAAGGCGAGACAAACGCCAUAUCCAGAAACUAUAAAGGGAAGCAACAGGCUUCAUAUGGCCAAGUCGCCGCAGUGGUACCCAUACCCUAUCAACAACCAAUGCAGCAACAACAAAUGUAUCAGCCACAACAUCAACAACAUCAUCAUCAGCAAAAUACCGCACCACCAAGACAGUUCAAGCCAAGACCCUCAAGAAGACAACUUGAUCCUCUACUAGUACCUUAUAGUCAGAUAUUCCCAUAUCUGCAGAAGGAUGGCCUUCUAACAUUGAGGGAGUUAAAACCAGCUAUUUUUCCGUAUCCACCUGGAUACGACGCUAAUGCCCAUUGUGAAUUUUACAUGGGAGCACCUGGUCAUACUUUGGAAAACUAUUUCGCAUUUCAGAAUCGAGUACAAGACUUGAUCGAAGCCAAGGCCGUUUCUUUCACUCCAGGACGCCCGAACAUGAAUACCAACCCUAUGCCGAUGCAUAAGGGUGCUUCCGUCAGUGCCAUUGAGGAGGGUGAUGAAGGCAAACUGAUCCGUAAGGUUGAAGAGAUUCAAACCUCUAUCACCAUGAUAGGAGCACAAUUGCUGAAGAGUGGCCUGAUCCUGGAAGAGCUGGUUGAGGAAGAGAAUAAUGAAGAGUUAAGGCGUUUUAUACAACAAAUGCUGGAUCGAGGCGAGUUACAGAUAACUUACCGUGUCAAGAGAAAGCGUCAGGAAGAGAUAGCCGUGGUAGAUAUCCCCUAUGAUGAGGUCAAAAUAGAAAUACCUAUAAGCCCGUUGGUGAUAGAGUUCCCAGCACCAUUCAAAUAUAAAGAUGAGAAGGCAGUCACAUGGAUAUAUCAGCCCAGAGCUUUUAAGUAG